This is a messenger RNA of Mauremys reevesii (Reeves's turtle), 5887 nucleotides long. RefSeq names its product PTPRF interacting protein alpha 2 (gene PPFIA2). Gene Ontology annotation, cellular component: presynaptic active zone. The transcript is spliced from 32 exons. The coding region runs from base 287 to 4063 and encodes 1258 amino acids. Gene Ontology annotation, molecular function: protein binding. Lineage: Eukaryota; Metazoa; Chordata; Testudines; Geoemydidae. Gene Ontology annotation, biological process: synapse organization. The record is from RefSeq and is a predicted model, not a curated record.
CUGAGUGGCUAGUCUCCUAAAAGUUAAGCAGUCAGUGCUCCAGGCCCUUUGUAGGUCUGGGCCCAGGUCCACCCCCUCUCCACAAGCAUUUCUUCUGCCUUGUCUAGACAAGUACAAUAAGUGCUUCUGUUCAGUCAAGUUAUCUUAAUUUGAUUAGAAAACCCACUUAACACCAAUGUAUCAACACACUUUAACCCCUUCAGCUCCUUUCCAAGACAAAAGAGGACAUCAUCCUGAAUUUAUAGAUAGGGGAAACUGAAGCACACAGAAGUUACAAGUCCAUAGCAUGGAACUCAGGUUUCAAGACUCCUGCUCUGAAAUGAUGUGUGAAGUGAUGCCAACGAUAAACGAGGACACCCCAAUGAGUCAACGGGGGUCCCAGAGUAGCGGGUCGGACUCGGAUUCUCACUUUGAACAACUGAUGGUGAACAUGCUAGAUGAAAGGGAUCGCCUCCUUGAUACCCUUCGGGAGACUCAGGAAAGCCUGUCACUUGCACAGCAACGCCUUCAGGAUGUCAUCUACGACAGAGACUCCCUCCAGCGACAGCUCAAUUCAGCACUGCCACAGAUGACGGUUGCUGCUGGUACGAGCAUUGAGAAUAACAUUCAAAGGACCAUAUCCUGCCCUAAUGAAUUUGCUGCACUGACAAAAGAGUUAAAUGUGUGUAGGGAGCAACUGCUUGAAAAAGAAGAGGAGAUUUCAGAACUCAAGGCUGAAAGAAACAACACAAGACUGUUACUGGAGCAUUUGGAGUGCCUUGUUUCAAGACAUGAAAGGUCUCUGAGGAUGACGGUAGUGAAACGGCAAGCACAGUCCCCCUCAGGAGUUUCCAGUGAAGUUGAAGUUCUCAAAGCACUGAAAUCUUUGUUUGAGCACCAUAAGGCUUUGGAUGAAAAGGUAAGGGAACGACUGAGAGUUUCUUUAGAAAGAGUCUCUGCACUGGAAGAAGAACUAGCUGCUGCUAACCAGGAGAUUGUAGCUUUACGUGAACAAAAUGCACACAUUCAAAGGAAAAUGGCAUCUGGAGAAGGGCCUGCUGAAUCAGAACAUAUUGAAGGAAUGGAACCAGGGCAAAAGGUUCAUGAAAAGCGCCUAUCAAAUGGCUCUAUAGACUCAAAUGAUGAAGCCAGUCAAGUGGUGGAACUACAGGAACUGCUCGAAAAGCAAAAUUAUGAAAUGGCACAAAUGAAGGAACGUUUGGCUGCACUGUCUUCCCGAGUGGGGGAAGUAGAGCAGGAAGCAGAGACCGCCAGGAAGGAUCUAAUUAAAACAGAAGAAAUGAGCAGUAAAUAUCAAAGGGACAUUAGAGAGGCUAUGGCACAGAAAGAAGAUAUGGAAGAAAGAAUCACUACCCUUGAGAAGCGUUACCUCAGUGCACAGAGGGAAUCCACCUCCAUACAUGACAUGAAUGAUAAACUGGAAAAUGAACUGGCAAAUAAGGAGGCCAUCCUGCGUCAGAUGGAAGAAAAAAACAGACAGCUGCAAGAACGUCUUGAGCUCGCUGAACAGAAGCUGCAACAGACAAUGCGGAAGGCUGAGACCUUGCCUGAAGUGGAGGCUGAACUAGCUCAGAGAAUUGCAGCACUGACUAAGGCAGAAGAAAGACAUGGUAACAUUGAAGAACGUAUGAGACACUUGGAAGCUCAACUUGAAGAAAAGAAUCAGGAACUUCAAAGAGCAAGACAAAGAGAGAAAAUGAAUGAGGAGCACAACAAAAGAUUAUCAGAUACUGUAGACAGACUUUUGACAGAAUCCAAUGAGCGCCUGCAGCUACACUUAAAAGAGAGAAUGGCAGCACUUGAGGAAAAGAAUGUUUUAAUUCAGGAAUCUGAAAGUUUCAGAAAGAACUUGGAAGAAUCUUUACAUGACAAGGAAAGAUUGUCAGAAGAAAUUGACAAACUGAGAUCUGAACUUGACCAGUUGAAAAUAAGGGCUGGCUCUUUAAUUGAACCUACAUUGUCAAGAUCUCACCUUGAUACGUCAGCAGAACUGAGGUAUUCUGUGGGUUCCUUGGUUGAUAGCCAAUCCGACUACAGGUCAACUAAAGUGAUAAGGCGACCCAGAAGAGGUCGUAUGGGGGUCCGGAGAGAUGAACCAAAGGUGAAAUCUCUUGGGGAUCAUGAGUGGAACAGAACUCAGCAGAUUGGAGUCUUGAGCAGCCACCCAUUUGAAAGUGACACCGAAAUGUCUGAUAUUGAUGACGAUGAUAGAGAAACUAUUUUUAGCUCCAUGGAUCUUCUGUCACCAAGUGGGCAUUCAGAUGCCCAGACUCUGGCCAUGAUGCUUCAGGAGCAACUAGAUGCAAUCAACAAAGAAAUAAGGUUAAUUCAAGAAGAAAAAGAAUCAACAGAACUGCGUGCUGAAGAAAUUGAGAACAGAGUAGCUAGCGUCAGUCUAGAAGGCUUGAAUCUGGCUAGAGUUCACCCAGGUACAUCUAUCACUGGAUCAGUGACAGCUUCAUCGCUUGCAAGCUCUUCUCCUCCUAGUGGGCACUCAACCCCUAAACUCACCCCUCGCAGUCCAGCCAGAGAAAUGGAUCGUAUGGGAGUCAUGACACUGCCAAGUGAUCUAAGGAAACAUCGACGAAAGAUUGCAGUGGUAGAAGAAGAUGGACGUGAAGAUAAAGCCACAAUAAAAUGUGAAACCUCUCCUCCUCCAACACCCAGAGCCAUCAGGAUGACUCAUACCCUUCCUUCUUCAUACCACAAUGAUGCUAGAAGUAGUUUGCCAGCUUCACUGGAGCCAGAAAGUAUUGGUCUUGGCAGUGCCAGUAGCAGCCAGGACUCCCUACACAAAGCUCCCAAGAAGAAAGGAAUCAAGUCUUCAAUAGGACGUUUGUUCGGUAAAAAAGAGAAGGCUCGACUUGGACAGCUCAGAGGUUUUAUGGAAACAGAGGCUGCAGCACAGGACUCUCUGGGAUUAGGCAAACUGGGAACUCAAGCAGAAAAAGACCGAAGACUAAAGAAAAACAUAUCUGGGCAUGAACUUCUGGAAGAAGCUCGGAGAAAGGGAUUGCCUUUUGCACAGUGGGACGGGCCUACAGUGGUUGCGUGGCUGGAGCUGUGGUUGGGAAUGCCUGCAUGGUAUGUUGCUGCUUGCCGUGCAAAUGUGAAGAGUGGAGCCAUAAUGUCUGCUUUGUCUGAUACUGAGAUUCAGAGAGAAAUUGGCAUCAGCAACCCUCUCCAUCGCUUAAAGCUCCGACUAGCAAUCCAGGAGAUGGUCUCACUUACGAGUCCAUCAGCUCCUCCCACUUCUAGAACACCCUCAGGCAAUGUUUGGGUGACCCAUGAAGAAAUGGAAAAUCUUGCAGCUCCAGCCAAAACGAAAGAGUCUGAGGAAGGCAGCUGGGCCCAGACCCUUGCUUAUGGUGAUAUGAACCAUGAAUGGAUUGGUAAUGAAUGGCUCCCCAGUCUGGGUUUACCUCAGUACCGAAGUUACUUUAUGGAGUGCCUGGUAGACGCAAGGAUGUUAGAUCAUCUGACGAAGAAAGAUCUCCGCGUGCAUUUAAAAAUGGUGGAUAGCUUUCAUCGAACGAGCUUGCAGUAUGGGAUCAUGUGUUUAAAGAGGCUGAAUUAUGACAGAAAAGAAUUGGAAAGAAGAAGAGAAGUGAGUCAGCACGAAAUAAAAGAUGUAUUGGUCUGGAGCAAUGAUCGAGUCAUACGCUGGAUACAGGCUAUUGGACUACGAGAAUAUGCAAAUAAUGUCUUAGAAAGUGGUGUACAUGGGUCACUUAUAGCCCUGGAUGAAAACUUUGAUUACAGCAGUUUAGCUUUAUUAUUACAGAUUCCAACACAAAACACCCAGGCACGGCAAAUCCUUGAGAGAGAAUACAACAAUCUUUUAGCACUAGGAACUGAGAGACGACUUGAUGAAAGCGAUGACAAGAACUUCAGACGUGGCCCUUCCUGGCGAAGACAGUUUCCUCCACGUGAGGUCCAUGGAAUCAGCAUGAUGCCUGGCUCCUCAGAAACACUUCCAGCGGGAUUCAGAUUAACUACAACAUCGGGGCAGUCACGAAAAAUGACAACUGAUGAUAUCAUCUCUUUCUUCUACUUUACCUGAAGUGCACUACCACAAUUUAGGGGAAAGGAGCAGUAAAGGUCUCUUCAAGAACAGGGUAAUUAAGGAAGAGAACACAAAAUUUAUCAAGCUAAAAAAAUGUGAUGUUCUUUUCAUGUAUUAAGUUAUUGGAUAGUUUAAUACAAGAGUAAUAAAAUACCUAAAUCAUGUACAAAAAAACAAAAACCCAAGCAUCUCUGUCAUCAUAAAUUUGGCAGUAGUGCACAACCAACGGUUUUAUCCACUGGAGCCACUCAUUUUUUACAUUGUUCAUCUGUUUUAUUGUAAUAUACUAGCCAUCUAUGUAUUUACUGUGUAUUUCUUUUAAAAUGUGUAUGUAAAGGGAUAUAAAUAUGAUUUUUUUUAAAUAAAAUCUAUGGUACAUGGGGUCCCAGUGCAAACUCUUGACAAUACAGUGUCAACAAUAAUGUUUGUAUCUUUCCAUUCCACCAUUUUUAUAGUUUUUUGAUUGUAACAGUCAAAUUAAUAGUUAGAAUCUACAACCUGUUCCUGCUUAAAAAUCUGUCAAUAUUUAAAGCUGAACACCUGCCUCUGAUGAUGUAUAAAAGGAUGAUUUAAACUGGAACUGGAGCCAAAAUGGACCUAUAAAGUCAAGCAGAAACAUCAGAUACCUGUAGAAAAGCACUGUGAUGGCUCUCCUCUUAAAAACAAAAACAACAAAACUGUUUACAAGAGUCAAAACCAAUUACCGAAAAAAUAUGUAUUAAAAAAAAAAAUUCUCCUGUGUUACCUGUGGACCAAGAAGAACCUUGCUUUACCAAGAGCCACCUUUUUGUUCCAGCCAGCGUGGGAUGUAAAAAUCUGAACGUUGCAAAGAAGCUGAUGUUCAAGUUUUCUAUUAAAAAGAAAAUUUAAAAAACGCCAAACCCCACCAUUUCUUCAUUGUAACAGGGCAUUAGACAAAUUCCUGUCUAACGUUAUGCUUUUAGCCAAGAUGGCCUUGCUGAGACUUCUUGAAAGUCAGUUUUAUCAGAGGAAAUAACUGAAAGACAGAAUGAUAACAUAUAGUGUAUAAAAGUUUAGAAGAGCAAUUAUUACCUACUGUGGCUUUAUUUGGUGGUGUUAGUGUUGUUUAUUCUUUGUUUAUAUGGGAAGUUUCAAAGUAAAACCUAUUUAAUAAUGUCAUUGACCUAUUUGCUAAUUUUCUGCUGCUUGAUUAUCUCAAGAUCUGUCUUUUAGUUAUUUCUUUUAGCAUUUUGAUCUGCAAUGUUUGCACGUACCUAAACAUUUGUUUUGUCUAUUUUCAUUUGACAGAUUUCAAUCAAAUGGUGACAGAUUUUUCUCACCCAUUGUCAAUAAAAAUAUUCAGUGCUAUUUGUGUUUAAUAUCUACAAGGCUGGGUAUAUGGUAGCAUGGAAAAGCAGUUCGGAUGACUGGCACAUCUCAAAGCGUAAGAAUUUUUUCCCAGGCAGAGAUUAUCAUCAACAUGAGCUUAAUGUUGAGUCUGCCACUAGAGGGAGCACUAAACUUGCUUAUAUGUAGGAUAUGGUGAAUUUGAUCAAACUGUCAAGCCAGUAAAGCUAUAGCAUAAAGACAUUACUUCAAAUUCCUCAGACUUAAUUAGCUUUCAUGUUAAUGUUUCCCCCCUUUUGAUUGUUUUAGUGAAAAAACGUAAAUAAGUAAAAACAGUGCAAACGCCAACAUUUUCAGUUGUUCUUGUCUCUUUUGAGCAAACCCCUCAUUAUGUUCCAGUCCAGUAUUGAUUGGGUAUUUUUGUAGUUUUCACAGGGUCUCAGCCCAAACCAGGAGCAACACACAGGAGAAAUCCCUGUGAAUUGAACAAGAAGUUACAUACCUGUAGAAGAC